This is a messenger RNA of Fomitopsis serialis, 1204 nucleotides long. Its product is annotated as S15/NS1 RNA-binding domain-containing protein. The record is from RefSeq and is a predicted model, not a curated record. Lineage: Eukaryota; Fungi; Basidiomycota; Agaricomycetes; Polyporales; Fomitopsidaceae. Gene Ontology annotation, cellular component: ribosome. Gene Ontology annotation, molecular function: structural constituent of ribosome. Bases 80 to 892 code for a protein of 270 amino acids. Gene Ontology annotation, biological process: translation. The transcript is spliced from 3 exons.
CAUUCUCACGGCAGCUGCCCGGCGCCUGCCAGCGACUUUUGCUGCGACUUCGUCUGUAACACCGAGCUCGACGUGGACGAUGUUCAGUGCGCGAUUGGCACAAUGUUCACGCGCCGUAGCAUCAACCAGCUCGGCUCAUAGCGCACCCCUGCACACCACCGCGGCUCUGCGGGCACCACGCCUGACCAAAGCCAAGAAAGUAGCAGAACAGCACGCACGCGAGGCCGCUGCGAGCCGGCCGCACGUCGUGCUGGGCCAUCGACCGGGGGAUGAGGCGAAGUGGACGAACUGCGACCUCGCGCGCACCAUCGUCACGGAGGAGGCCGUCGACGCCCUGCCGGCGCCGCCCUCGGAGGCGCGCUCCGUCGACGACGCGCGCGCGCCGGAGCUGCUCAACUUCGGCAUCGGCGCGGGCGAGCAGGAGAUGCUGUUCCAGGUGCUGCCGAACCUGACGAUCGAGGGCGUGAUCGACGAGGUCGUGAAGCAGAACCCGACGAUGCUUGCCCGGGAGGAGCGGCGCGCGGACGCGCUGGAGGCGCAGAAGACGGUGCAGUUUGCGCGGCUCGUGGACCUGCGGAACGCGAACGCGAGCGGGAUCCUGUUUGAGAACAAGCAGCGGAUCGUGGCUGCGUUCUCGGAGUCGGACACGGUGGUGGACACGGGCCGGCCUGAGGUGCAAGCUGCCAUUCUGACAGUGCGGAUACGCAACGUCUGGGACCACCUCAAUCGCCAAAAGAAGGAUGUCAUCAGCCGCCAGAGGCUGCGAGAACUGGUACACAAGCGAGCCAAGAUCUUGAAAUACCUGAAGCGGGUCAGCAUAGACCGGUAUGAGCGCUGUCUCGAGCGUAUCGGUGUAGAGCCCGAGAGUGUCGAGGGCGAGCUUGUGGUUUGAUUCACGUAUCUCUCAUUGCUUUGUGCGGGUAUUGCAACUCUAUCAUACAUCUCUCUGGGAGACUUUCCAUAUACAGGGCCCUCUGCUGUCCGUUUUCAAUCGACAUGUCGACAUGGACUUGCUCAAGUGAAUGGAGCUCGGCCUAUCGCCUGCACAACAAGUAACGCACUGCGAACGUUGUUCCGCAGUGACAGCCCGCGGGACUGUCCUUCAACAAUUCACCGAGGAGCCAUGGAUGGCUGGAACCUGCCCUUGUCGCGCUCAAGCCAGCUGAGCGUUAGGUCGAAGAUUGAAAUGAUUACUCCGCCCCGA